GGCGGGGCCGCCCUGAGGAGAGCGGUGUUGCGGCUGGUAUCGGCUGAGGGGCGGUGAUCGGGCGGCAGGUGCUCCGUGAGGGCUGCGCCGCUGUGGGGAGAGCGGCACUGGGCGGGCGGAGCUGGGACUGCGGCGAUGCCACAGGACGUCAUGGCAGCCCAUCAGGAGAAAAAACCUUCUGAAGAAAGAAAACACAGAAGCGCCCAAAAUGGUACUCGAACACCUCAAGCCCAGUGGGGAAGAGCAUGGGAGGUGGACUGGUUUUCCUUGGCAAGCAUCCUUUUCCUGCUCAUGUUUGCGCCGUUUAUCGUAUAUUACUUCAUAAUGUCCUGUGACCAGUACCAGUGCUCUCUGACUGAUCCGCUUACUGACUUGUUCACGGGGAAUAAACAUCUGUCUGACAUCUGGAACAAGACUCCGACCCUGACCUAUAGGGCUGCUGGCAUCUAUACCCUUUGGGUCACUUUCCAGGUGUUUCUGUAUGUGUUUGUUCCUGACUUCUGCCAUAAAUUUCUCCCUGGAUAUGUAGGAGGUGUACAAGAAGGUGCUGUCACCCCUGCUGGUGCAGUGAAUAAGUAUGAAAUCAAUGGACUUCAGGCUUGGAUCAUUACCCACAUGCUUUGGUUUGCAAAUGCCUAUUACUUCCAAUGGUUCUCGCCCACCAUCAUUUUUGACAACUGGAUUCCUCUCCUAUGGUGUGCCAAUGUCCUGGGAUACGCAGUUUCCACAUUUGCAAUGAUUAAAAGCUACUUCUUCCCUACCAAUGCCAAAGACUGCAAAUUCACUGGCAACUUCUUUUAUGACUACAUGAUGGGGAUUGAAUUUAACCCUCGAAUAGGAAAAUGGUUUGAUUUCAAGCUGUUCUUCAAUGGGCGUCCUGGUAUUGUAGCCUGGACUCUAAUUAACCUUUCCUAUGCUGCUAAGCAACAGGAGCUGUAUGGUCAAGUAACCAACUCCAUGAUCCUUGUCAAUGUCCUUCAGGGUAUUUAUGUUUUGGACUUCUUCUGGAACGAAGCCUGGUAUUUGAAAACCAUUGAUAUCUGCCAUGAUCAUUUUGGAUGGUAUUUGGGCUGGGGAGACUGUGUUUGGUUGCCUUACCUCUAUACUUUGCAGGGUUUAUAUUUGGUUUACCACCCUGUGCAGCUGUGCACAGCUAAUGCCAUAGGCAUCUUGGUGUUGGGCUUGAUCGGCUAUUACAUCUUCAGAAUGACCAACCACCAGAAGGACCUCUUCCGUCGUACAAAUGGCAACUGCAAGAUAUGGGGGAAGAAGCCGGAGUAUAUUGAGUGCUCCUACAUGUCUGUGGACGGGACCAAGUACUACAGCAAACUGAUGACCUCGGGGUUCUGGGGGUGGGCACGUCAUUUUAACUACACAGGAGACUUGAUGGGCUCCCUGGCCUAUUGCCUAACUUGUGGGUUUGAACACAUCUUGCCUUACUUCUACAUUGUUUAUAUGACUAUUCUGCUAACCCACCGUUGCAUUAGGGAUGAACACCGUUGUUUCAGCAAAUAUGGGAAGGACUGGAAGCGCUACACUGCUGCAGUGCCUUACCGGCUCAUACCAGGAAUAUUUUAAGGCUAACAGAGAAUCCAGGGGAAAGAAAGAAAGUAACUUUUUUUUUUUGGAGGUAAAGAGAGUUUAUCCACAUAGUUUAACUAACAAAAACACUUUGUGAAGGACACCGGUACAGUUCUGAAGAAGAAAAUGUGGCUGGACAAUAAUCCUUGCUGUACUGAAGGAACGUGCAAACAGGCUGUAUUUAAAGUAAAUUAAAUGAGGCACUGAGAUGGCCUGUUUUUCUUCUUUCUUGUUCCUUUUUUUAGUAGACCUUUUUACCUUGGACUUUGGGGUGUUUGGUUUUUUUCUUCUCAAAAUUAACUUGGAAUUGAAGAAAAGUUGCAUGUAUUGAGACUCCUGAAAUCUCCCAAAGAUAGGAGGAAGCCUUACCCUUCAGAGUAGCAGAGUUCUGGGACCAGUUUCCAGUGACUCAGGAGAGGAGGAAAAAAAUUGUGUGAUCUGUUUAUGAAAGCCACUGCAUGACGUGGUUGCUUGUGACGGUCAUAACCCUCAGUCGGUAACUCCCCAAAGGAGGUGUUAUUGUUUGUUCCAUUUCAAGAGGUUAACUGGGGAAAUAUUGAACUGGGGAACCUGAUCCUAAACUGGUCUGGGGGAAGAUUUUUAUAAUCUAGUACAAAUAUUUGUGAAAGCCGGUAUAAAUUGGUACACCUCAAAAGUUACGGUAGUUGACAGCACCGGAGAAUAUGGUACAUGACCAGCUGGGUACUACUUUGAUACUGAAACCAGCCUUGCCUGGUGAAGAUACUGAGCAUACCUUGAUUUAUUUAGUGUUGGUAGAAAACUUUGUUCUCUGUCAUUUGUAUAAAAUCCUAUUUGUAAAAAUUUAAGAAAUAAAUGUUUGGUUCCAAGACAAGUAAAAAAUAGUGUUAACUUUC
Phalacrocorax carbo (great cormorant) is the source of this 2456-nucleotide messenger RNA. The record is from RefSeq and is a predicted model, not a curated record. NCBI's taxonomy places the organism in Eukaryota, Metazoa, Chordata, Aves, Suliformes, Phalacrocoracidae.